AGUGUCUUCCUCCUGUCUUCCUAGAAGCAGCAUUGGCAGGGCUGGGUUUCUGCUUCCCCACAAUAGCUGGGGUCCUGGAGACACAAGACGCGCCUGCUGUGGUGGGGAUUUCUGUCAUCUCUGGAGUGCUCAGUGGAACAGAGAGCUCCUGUCCAUGGAGAGACCCCACACGGUCCUGCAAGUGAGCCUACACCACCCCACAAAGGGCCCAGCCAUCUUUGCCACCAUCCCACCUCGGCUGCAGCAUGACAUCAGCCCGCUGCUUGUGGGGCGCAGCCCAGAGGCCCACCUCCAGCUGUGGCUCCCCAACCUCUCUCGCCAACACCUGUCCCUGGAGCCCUACCGGGAGAUGGGCAGCGCUCUGCUGGCCUUCAGCCUCAAGGCCCUGAGUCGCAGGGGCUGUGUGUGGGUCAACGGGCUGACGCUGAGGUUCCUGGAACAGGUCCCCCUGAGUGCCAUCAACAGGGUCGCCUUCUCGGGCAUCCAGAUGGUGGUCCAGGUAGAAGGAGGCACCUCCCUGGAGGCCUUUGUCUGCUGCUUCCAUGUCAGCCCCUCGCCCCUGAUUCACAGGCUCCAGGCCGAGGAGACCGAUGAAUGGGAAGACAUCCCCCAGGAGCUGCCUGCCUUGGGUUCAGAGCAGCCGGCUCCAGGUCACCUGGGCUCUCUCCAUGGCCCUUCCUAGACUGAGGACAGCUAAGCCUGGAGGAGGAACAAAAAUAUAGCUCCAGAGGGAGCCCUCAGACGGCUUGCCCUGCCGCUGCAGAGAGCACGCCUUGGCUGAAACAGGACUUGAAAUAUUUGAGCUACAUCAUGUGACGUUGACAAGCUAGGCCUGCCUGGCUAAUAAUGAACUGAUUCUGCAAACAGGAACGGCCUGGGGUGGGGGGAGCGCCCUCCACCAUUCCAAAUCUACAAGGUAACCGUAACUUCAUAUACUUUUAGAGGCCCCGAGGGCCCCUAGGAGCCCCUCGCAGCGUUUCCCCACACUUCCCAGCCUUGUCUAACUAGGAGUUACUUUAUGUUGCUAAUUUUGUGGUGCUGCUUAAAAGCCGGAGUUUGAGGUUGCUCCAGAAAUGCAUGGACACAUGUAACAAUUACGUUUGUGGUAGCUGGGGGUUACCUUGGGCUUUCAAAUACUCACAGGCGCUCUGGGCUUAGGGAAACCUGUGUUUAAUAAACUGAAGCAUUUCAUUAA
Hipposideros armiger (great roundleaf bat) is the source of this 1195-nucleotide messenger RNA. RefSeq names its product TIFA inhibitor (gene TIFAB). The record is from RefSeq and is a predicted model, not a curated record. The transcript has 2 exons. The coding region runs from base 155 to 682 and encodes 175 amino acids. Lineage: Eukaryota; Metazoa; Chordata; Mammalia; Chiroptera; Hipposideridae. Gene Ontology annotation, biological process: positive regulation of canonical NF-kappaB signal transduction. Gene Ontology annotation, molecular function: protein binding.